This is a messenger RNA of Thalassophryne amazonica, 1872 nucleotides long. RefSeq names its product galactose-3-O-sulfotransferase 1a (gene gal3st1a). The transcript has 3 exons. Gene Ontology annotation, biological process: galactosylceramide biosynthetic process; myelination. Gene Ontology annotation, cellular component: membrane. The coding region runs from base 299 to 1582 and encodes 427 amino acids. Gene Ontology annotation, molecular function: galactosylceramide sulfotransferase activity. NCBI's taxonomy places the organism in Eukaryota, Metazoa, Chordata, Actinopteri, Batrachoidiformes, Batrachoididae. The record is from RefSeq and is a predicted model, not a curated record.
CAAGAUCACUUUUGGGACUGGAAAGUUAAUGAAGCUGUGCAGCUGUGAGGCAUCAAGUGUGCAUGCACAAGUAGGAAAGAAGUUGGCAGAUGAGUUUCCUCAUCCUGGACAUGUGAUAAGGGGAGUGCUGGACUGUGUGCACUCUGUCGGCAAGAGUAUGUGCAUGUCAAGAUCAGAGAGAAGAGCAAGAGGUCCUAGUCGUCUGGAGCUGCACAGAGGCACUGAGGAUGAUGCACUUGGAUGAGUGUUUCCUUUAGAAUCUGGAUAUAUGCAUGAGGGAAACCGCUGAUUCUGGACCAUGACUUUCAAGCAAGGGAAGCAGUGGAGGUCCAUGUGCAAAGGCCUGGUGCUGGGUACCCUCCUUACCAGUUGCAUGAUCCUGUUUUAUUGCCUCUCUUCUCCACAAGUCCACUUCAGUCUGCCUGAGGUUCCAGUGCCUUACUCUUGUGCUCAUCGUCCAUCCCAUUUCCACACCAAACAAGCAAUAAACACCUCACAACAAACCGCUGGGCAAGGCAGUCUGUGCACUCCAAAAGUGGACAUCAUGUUCAUGAAGACCCACAAGACAGCCAGCAGCACCUUUCUCAACAUCCUUUUUCGGUUUGGAGAAAAGCACAGACUCAAAUUUGCCUUCCCUGACAGUAGAAAUGACUUCUUUUACCCUUCUCUUUUCCAGCGCUCACAGGUUAAAGACUACAGACCUGGCAUGUGCUUUAAUAUAAUCUGCAAUCACAUGCGCUUCAAUCCACCUGAGGUGAGCAAGCUGCUGCCUACAGAUACGUCCUAUAUCACUAUUCUGAGAGACCCUGCAGAGCUCUUUGAGUCAUCCUUCCAUUACUUUGGCAAGUUGGUACCUUUUACUUGGAAAAUACCAGCUGAGGAUAAGAUUAAUGAGUUUCUACGUGACCCCCAUUACUAUUUUGAUCCUGAAGGCUUUCACUCUUUCUACCUCAAGAACUUGCUGUUCUUUGAUUUUGGAUAUGACAACACUCUGCCACCCGAUGAUCUGCAGGUAGAUGAAGGAAUCAAAUCCAUCAGUGACCAUUUUCAGCUGAUCAUGUUGGUGGAAUAUUUCGAGGAAUCGCUAGUCUUACUCAAGGACAUUCUUUGCUGGGAGAUGGAUGAUCUACUCUUCUUCAAGCUCAAUGCUCGCAAGGGAUCAACUGUAUCAAGACUUACACAAGAACUCAGGGCAAAAGCCCUUGAGUGGAAUGCCAUUGACUGGAAGUUAUACCAGCAUUUCAAUGAAACAUUUUGGAAGAAGGUGGAUACGUACGGACGGCAGAGAAUGGCUAAAGAUGUGGCAGAACUCAGGAGAAGGAAUGCAGAGAUGGCAUCUAUCUGCAUUGAGGGUGGUCAUGCUGUGGAUGCAGGCAGUAUUGAAGAGACAGCCAUGAAGCCUUGGCAGCCCAUUGGAGAAAACUCCAUAAUGGGCUACAAUCUGAAGAAGAAUGUGGACAAGGCACAUCGGAAGCUCUGCCGUAAGAUGUUGAUGCCUGAAAUUCAGUAUCUAACUGAGCUAGGGGUUAACCUCUGGAUCACCAAAUUGUGGGGCCAUAUCCGAGAUAUCAUUAACUGGUGACUUAUUAGACUGUGAAAGAGAACAAAUUUAUGAACAGUUAAUCUAAGAUUGAGUGGUUUCUGCUUGUUACUGUUUUGUAUUCAUUGCAAUCGUAUGUCCUGACUCCUAUUUUGAUUUUAUUUAAAUUAUUCUGUGACAUGUUUGGAUUUCAUGUGUUUGCCUGCUGUAAUGUACCUGAUGAGUCAAGUCAGGUCUAAGAGCAUACACUACUGUUGAUGCACAUGCCAAUCCACCACCUGACACAGCCACCCUGGCAACCAUCUAUAUAAACUGAUGGUCCAUUACUAUCC